UUAAAAUUAAAGUGAAGCACUUUAACAAAAACCUUCCCAUCCCAUCUCUCAUCAAUGGUGUGAGUGCUUGUUACAAGGUGGAGCUUUACGCAAUCCCAUUAUACCUUCCAUCUUCUCCCUCCUUCAUCCAUCCAACCACAAAAAUCUCUAGAAUCUUUCUCCUCCUACUUCAUUUCUAUCUCUUACUAGUUAUUACUUCCAUUCAAAAUUCUCUAACUAAUUCACCUAAUGUCUUCUUCAUCACUUUCAUCUACACACCAUUUGAACCGCAUCAACAAAAUCAACAACCCCUUUUAUUAAACCACCAUUUUUUUUCUCUUAAUGCUUUCAAGUUUCGAUUUUUUUUAAUAACAAAGGGAAAAAAGCCAUAGUGGCGUUUUGGUAAUUUUUUCCAUUUUCAUGGGUAACGUAGGAAGUUCACACAAUCGUCGGAGACACGGUGGCGGUGGAAGUGGCCGGCGUGUUCAUCCUCCGGUGACUCCUCCUCUACAAGAAGCUGCGGCGAACCAAUUUGCUCACCCUGCCGCUGCUACAGAGUAUCAGAAUUAUCCCAAUUACUAUCCUCCGCCGGCGACUGUUUCGAUGCCGUUACCGGCACCGUAUGAUCAUCAUCACCGUACGGCGAUGGACCCGAUAUAUGGACGGUAUCCGCCACCACCGCCGGCGCCUUAUGUGGAGCAUCAGAAAGCUGUUACUAUUAGGAAUGAUGUUAAUAUCAAGAAGGAGACACUGGGGAUUGAACCUGAUGAGGAAAAUCCUGGGCAGUUUCUUGUUACGUUUACUUUUGAUGCCACUGUUUCUGGGAGCAUCACAGUACUUUUCUUUGCAAAAGAAGGCGACGGGUGUGUCCUUACUUCGACAAAGGAAAGUGUUCUUGCACCGGUUAAUAUAAAUUUCCAGCAAGGUCUUGGCCAAAAGUUUAGACAGCCAGCCGGAACCGGUAUCAAUUUCUCAAUGUUUGAGGAAUCUGAGUUAUUGAAAGUGGGCGACGUGGACAUCUAUCCUGUAGCAGUUAAAGCAGACGCCUCUUCCGGUGCCGAGGAUGGAUCAAACGAAACUCCAAAAUCUGGUAGUAAAACAAACACAAACAACUCUCAGAUAACUCAAGCCGUAUUUGAGAAGGAGAAAGGAGAGUUUCGGGUGAAGGUUGUUAAACAGAUAUUGUGGGUGAAUGGAAUGAGGUAUGAGCUGCAGGAGAUAUAUGGUAUUGGAACUUCGGUCGAAAGUGACUUGGAUGGGAAUGACCCCGGAAAAGAGUGCGUAAUCUGCUUGUCAGAACCUCGUGACACAACUGUCCUUCCUUGUCGCCACAUGUGCAUGUGUAGCGAAUGCGCGAAGGUCUUAAGAUUCCAGACAAAUAGAUGUCCAAUCUGCAGACAACCAGUUGAGAGGCUUUUGGAGAUCAGAGUUGGGCCUGAGCCCAAGCCCGAGCCCGAGCCCGAACCCGAGCCCAAGGAGUGAAGUUACAACGUUAUCGACAACAAACUUCCUGUACAGUACAAAUGUUACUAUAGUUAAUGCAUUUCACUUACUUAAUUUCAUGUUUUUUCCAAUAAUCCAAAAAAAUAGAAACUGGAAUUAAUGCAUGACAUUCUGUUUAUAACAUGGAUUGGUUGGCAUUGCACCUGACUGUAUAAGCAAAUGCCUCCACCAUACUUGUUUGAUUUCACUUCUAACUUCUAAAUGGCUUUAAUGUAUAAUUUAAUGUUUUUUUUUCA
Messenger RNA from Lathyrus oleraceus (garden pea), 1718 nucleotides. RefSeq names its product probable E3 ubiquitin-protein ligase LOG2. Bases 400 to 1461 code for a protein of 353 amino acids. The transcript is spliced from 3 exons. The record is from RefSeq and is a predicted model, not a curated record. Gene Ontology annotation, molecular function: ubiquitin protein ligase activity. Gene Ontology annotation, biological process: protein ubiquitination. Lineage: Eukaryota; Viridiplantae; Streptophyta; Magnoliopsida; Fabales; Fabaceae.